AAGGGAGAGGAAAAGUAGAGAGUUAGGGCGUAAAAGAAAGGCAUACAAAAUUCCGUCCUUGGAAAUGGCGGGAAAGAGUGAGUAGUCGAGGAGGGAAAAUCUUUGAUCUCUCUCAUUCUCUCUAUCUCGCGCCUCUACUUCCCCUUCUCAUUCUCCGUCGUCUUCCCAUCUCAUUCUCCGUCGAAGGAGGUGAUAGUACUUCAACGCAAAUGGCUGACAUCGAAACCCUAGGCAUUCUCCAGGACAUCGAAUCCCUCGUCGCUGAUAAGCUUCAAGUGGUUUCCUACAAGUGGCUAAGUCGCAGUUAUUUGAUAUCUUCGGAUACUGCAAAGAGGUUGCUUCAGGAAUUUGUUGAAAAGCAUGAAAGUGGAUUACAAGUGGUCUAUGCCUUGUCCGGAUGGUUGAAAAAUGACCCCCCAAGCUACCAUAUUAGGCUUGUUUCUGAUUCAAAACUUCCUGAAGCAAAGCAAGAUUUUGAUGGCACCUGCUCGAUUCAAGUUUAUAGUGUUCAAGCUUCCAUCCCAAAGGAUCCAGCCGCACUGUGGAAUGCUGAAUUUGUUCAGGCAGAAGAGCUCUUCAAGCAGCCCUUCACUGUUGGCAAUUGUUUGCGAGAUAACAGGUUCUGUGGAAUUUCCAAUUCCUAUGUCAAGCGCAGCAUUGGUGAGAUACCUGCAAGCGUUGCGGCUCCUCAGCCAAGAAGUGCAGUGGGUGCAGAAUCAACAAAAAAGAAUGAAUCAUGUCAAAAUACUGCCAUUCCUCAACCUCAAAAAAGUGAAAUGCACAAAGUUAAUCCUAAUGUUGGUCUACAGAGUCCCCCUGUGGUUAAAGAAGUUAAAGGUGAAAAUAACAGUACAGGGUCAUUUCAUCAGACCUCCAAGCCAAUUGCAGUUAAAGAAAAAGUUGCUUCCUUACCUGCUAAUAAGAAGAGACCUCAAAGUGAUAAAACCUCUUCCAGCACUGAAGGUUCAUUAGCAAACUUGUGGGGACGUGUCCCUACUAAGUCCAAGCUCAGUGACAACCAUGAAAAUGUGAAGCAUGCCACUGCAAACCCUACUGUAUCGAGUGCAGAGGCACAAAUUUGCGCACAUGAAGGACUACAGAGCGACAACAGUGAUGAUGACGAUCAAAAUGUAAAUAUCAAGAGGACCUCCAAUGAAAGUGGAAGAAAAAGGAGGGUGGUUAUUGAUUUCUCAGAUGAUGAAGAUUUUGAAGAUGCAGUCAGUUUAGCAUCACCUGAAAAUCCGAAGGAUCAAUCAUGUUUAGAUCUGAAGCAGAACACUGAAUUGCAUGAAGAGGAAGCUCAUUUGAACAAUGACAAACAACAGAACGGUGAACUGAAAAUGGAGGAGGAAAAGACCUGUGUAUCGAAGCAAUCCUUGGCAGAAGAAAAACAUCAGAAUUCCUCCCUUGCAGUGAAAAACGAGGCUUGUGCCCAUGAAAAUGUCUCUAAUAAUAGAGAGAAACCAAUAGAUGCUGCUCCUGCUUCACCCAAGAGGAGAAAAGUAUUGAGGACAAGAAUUGAUGAGCGUGGGAGAGAAGUAAAUGAGGUGGUUUGGGAGGGUGAAGAGCAGGAACAGAAGAAGGAUGAUGUCUCUUCAACAAAAAAAUCUGAUCAUAAAGCAGCAGAGACUACUACGAACAGGCCUCCUCCGGCCAAGAAGUCACCAGCAUUGGGCAAUAGUGGUGCAAAUGCAGCAGGGAAAGCAGGAGCCAAGAAAGCUGGAAAUGCGACUGGUCCCAAACAAGGAAAUAUUCUUUCUUUUUUCAAGAAGAUUUGAGGAAAUGUCAGUCGAGCAACUUUGUAAAUGAAAUGUUUAUGGUAUCCAGCUUUUGAUACCCUUUUUCUGUUUUUUUUUUACUCUUUUUCUGUGGAUUGAACGGUAGUUAAUAAAUGCAAAGCUAGGUGUUGAUUUUUAUGAAAAA
Molecule: messenger RNA, 1923 nt
Organism: Cucurbita moschata (crookneck pumpkin)
Lineage: Eukaryota; Viridiplantae; Streptophyta; Magnoliopsida; Cucurbitales; Cucurbitaceae
Exons: 8
Coding region: 210-1778 (522 amino acids)
Biological process (GO): nucleotide-excision repair, DNA gap filling; DNA synthesis involved in UV-damage excision repair; DNA replication
Cellular component (GO): delta DNA polymerase complex; nucleus
Molecular function (GO): DNA-directed DNA polymerase activity
Source: RefSeq, a predicted model, not a curated record